GCCUCGGGGCUGGUGCUGCAGUGGCGGCCGCGGUUCCAGCGCGUCCCGUGCCGUUGCCCCGCGAUCGCCAUGGCGGAGCUGUACCCGCUGGCCGAGGAGCUGUCGUGCUCCAUCUGCCUGGAGCCCUUCAAGGAGCCGGUCACCACGCCGUGCGGCCACAACUUCUGCGGGUCGUGCCUGAGCGAGACGUGGGCCGUCCAGGGCGCGCCGUACCUGUGCCCGCACUGCCGCGCCGUCUACCAGACGCGGCCGCAGCUGCACAAGAACACGGUGCUGUGCGCCGUGGUGGAGCAGUUCCUGCAGGCCGAGCUGGCCCGCGAGGCUCCCGCCGACGGCUGGACGCCGCCCGCCCGUGCCGCGGCCCCCAGCCAGGCCGCCUGGGUGGCCUGCGACCACUGCCUGAAGGAGGCCGCCGUGAAGACGUGCCUCGUGUGCAUGGCCUCCUUCUGCCAGGAGCACCUGCGGCCGCACCUCGACAGCCCCGCCUUCCAGGACCACCCGCUGCAGCCGCCAGUUGGAGACCUGCUGCGCCGCAAGUGUCCCCAGCACAACCGGCUGCGGGAGUUUUUCUGCUGGGAGCACGGCGAGUGCAUCUGCCACAUAUGCCUGGUUGAGCACAAAGCCUGCUCGCCCGUGUCCCUGAGCCAGGCCAGCGCUGACCUGGAGACCAAGCUGAGGCAUAAAAUAACUGUCAUGUACAGUCAGAUCAAUGGGGCAUCGAGAGCGCUGGAGGACGUGAGAACCAGGCAGCAGGAUGUGCGGGCUACUAUAAACAAGAAGAUGGAGCAGCUUAGACAAGAAUACAUGGAGAUGAAGGCUCUCAUUGAGGCCUCGGAGGCCACCUCGACACGGAAGAUAAAGGAAGAGGAGAAGAGGGUCAACGGCAAGUUUGACGCCAUUUAUCAGGCUCUCCUCAAGAGGAAGGGUGAGAUCCAGAAGCUGAAGGAGGAGAUUGAACUCGGCCUGACCAAAGGGGAUGAGUUGGAGUUUCUGGAGAAAGCGUCAAAACUGCAGGGAAUCUCCACGAAGCCGGUGUACGUCACCAAGGUGGAGCUGAACCACGAGCUGAUGAAGGGCGUCCACCAGAGCACCGUGGACCUCAAGAAUGAGCUGAAGCGCUGCCUCAGGCAGCUCCAGGAGAGGAAGCACGAGGAGCACACGGGCUCAGGUGACUCUGGAGAGCAUGUCCCAGUGUCCACACACAAAGCCUCACGCCCUGUGAAAGUCUCAAAAGACGAAAAGACAUCCAAGAAGCUUUCCGCGCCCCCUGCCUCACCUAGCAAGCUUCCCACCUUCGGAGCUCCGGACCAGUCAGUGGAUUUAAAACAAGCUGGCCUGGAGGCUGCAGCCAAAGCCGCCAACUUGAAGGCGAACUCAGAGUCGAUCAAGGCCACAGUGCUGGGGAACUUCCUAGCCAAGUCCAGACCCGAGCUCCUGGAGUAUUAUGAUAAAGUCAUCCUGGACUACAACACUGCCCACAACAAGGUGGCCCUGUCAGAGAACUACACUGUAGCUUCUGUGGCCGACACUCCUCAGAGCUACCGGCCGCAUCCGCAGAGGUUCACGGCCUGCUCUCAGGUGCUGGGCCUGCACUGCUACAAGAAAGGGAUCCACUACUGGGAGGUGGAGCUGCAGAAGAACAACUUCUGCGGGGUCGGCAUCUGCUACGGCAGCAUGGAACGCAGGGGCCCCGAGAGCAGGCUCGGCCGCAACAGUGCCUCCUGGUGCGUGGAGUGGUUCAACACCAAGAUCUCUGCCUGGCACAACAACGUGGAGAAAACCCUGCCCUCCACCAAGGCCACGCGGGUCGGCGUGCUUCUCAACUGUGACCAUGGCUUCGUCAUCUUCUUCGCUGUUGCCGACAAGGUCCACCUGUUGUAUAAGUACAAGGUGGACUUUACUGAAGCCGUGUACCCGGGCUUCUGGGUGUUCUCUGCAGGUGGCACGCUCUCUAUCUGCCCCCGCAACUAGGCAGGCCACAGGCACGCGGGUUGACUGUCUGCAGAGACCCGAGACUCUAACGACGAUACUGCAGGUGGGACUUUCCUCAGAGAACUCCCCCAAGAGCCCCCAAGGGUUGGAAGGAUGGGAUGGGA
Molecule: messenger RNA, 2096 nt
Organism: Lemur catta (Ring-tailed lemur)
Lineage: Eukaryota; Metazoa; Chordata; Mammalia; Primates; Lemuridae
Gene: TRIM25
Product: tripartite motif containing 25
Exons: 9
Coding region: 70-1971 (633 amino acids)
Molecular function (GO): protein binding
Source: RefSeq, a predicted model, not a curated record